AUGUACAGAAAAUUAAGAAAAUCUUCUACUAAAGAACAAACACCUGUCGAUGAAACGAUUCCAGAUACUCCAGCAACAUCUGCUGAACAAACGGAAGCACUACGCGAUUUAUAUUCAACAUAUGUCCAUCCUGUAAAAUGUUUUCAUGGUACCUGUUCGAAAAAACUUGUUAAUAAAAAGAAUUUAGUUUCCGUUUUGAAACAGCGUGAAAUCGGUCUAAUCAAUUUGCAUCGCUAUCCAUCUGCACGAUAUCAAUUGACGGACAGAUUAUUACCUAAUCAAGGGGAGAUAAUUGCAUCCAUGCCACGAUCGACAUUUUGUGGGCAAUUCUCGGAAGAUGGACAACGAUUUUUGAGUGCUUGUCAAGAUAACUGUCUUCGUGUGUUUGACACCAUCUCGUCGAAGACAUUUCAACGUGCAGAAGAAAUUCUAGUUGAUGAAGUUGGAUGGGCAAUAUUAGAUACAGCUUUAUCUCCAAAUCGAACUCAUAUUGCUUAUUCGACAUGGUCGGAUUGCAUCUACUUGGUCAAGUUAAACGACGACCAAACAGAAUCAAAAAUAAUUCCAUUACAAUUACGUCCACAUGCACAUAGUUUCACAAUAUUUUCGCUUCAGUAUUCUUCCGAUGGUUCAGAAAUCAUCGGCGGAUCGAAUGAUACUUGUGUAUAUAUUUAUGAUCUUGAAAAACAAAAACGAACAUUGCGUGUUCAAGCACAUGGCGAUGACAUCAAUGCUGUUCGCUUUGUUGACAAUUCGAAUUCUUUGGUAGUUAGUGGUUCAGAUGACAAUUUUGUUUAUGUUUGGGAUCGACGAGCAUUAAAAGAAUCCCAUCCCAAACCUGUUGGUGUUUUCGCCGGUCAUACUAAAGGAAUCACUUUCAUACACAGUCGAAUGGACAGCAGAUAUUUAAUAUCGAAUAGUAAAGAUCAAAGUAUCAAAUUAUGGGACAUGCGCCGAUUUUCCGAUGAGUCAACUAUAGGAAAAAGUCAUGCUAUUGCUAGUAAUAUCGAUCCUAGAUGGGAUUAUCGAUACGAUGCUUAUGGUCCACGGCCAACACAAAUUGAUGUUCCAGGUGAUCCAAGUGUUCGAACAUAUCGUGAUCAUUCUGUUAGUUUCACAUUGAUUCGUUGUUAUUUCUCUCCAGCAUUUACAACCGGACAGAAAUACAUUAUCACCGGUUCUUCGGAUGGAUGCAUUCGCAUUUACGAUGUUCUCACGGGUUCUGUGGAAUUACGUCUUCGUGUGACUGAUAAUGUCGGCGAUAAUCGUGAUCGAUGCGUUCGAGAUGUGGCUUGGCAUCCCUUUGACAAUUAUAUCGUUUCAACAUCGUGGGACUCAUAUUGCGCACAUGUUCGUUGGACACAUUCAUUUGAUGAAUCGACAAUCUCCUCGUCAUCAGACGAUCCCAAGACGAUAUCAAUAAAAAAACCUGGUUUCUCUCUAAAUCGACACCCGCAAACAUUACGAAGAUUGUUGACUCAACAGUUCUACGGCAGUGAUAUUGAAUAUGACAGCGACGACGAUACACAAUCGCUAGAAUAG
Molecule: messenger RNA, 1542 nt
Organism: Adineta ricciae
Lineage: Eukaryota; Metazoa; Rotifera; Eurotatoria; Adinetida; Adinetidae
Source: the annotation of a GenBank genome assembly